CCCAGUCACUCGGUCAAUCAAACAGAGAUGCAUGCUUUGUGGGUGUCUUUGAAGGACAAUGUGAGGUGUAAUGGGAACAAGGUGGCAGAUGUAGUUGGCCGGGCAUCUGAAAUACGUAACAGAAGAAACAGCAGUUCUGGAAAGGCAAAUUCUGGUGGUGAAAUUGUUCAUGGCAAAGAGACUCCGGCCCGAGAAUUGAUGCACCGCCGGGGAAGCUACACACAAGCACAGCUAUAUGAGCUAGACAUUGGAGACCCAUCAAGGAACGUCAUUGAGAUGAUUGUCCGAAGAGCAUCGGUAAAUCCAUCAGAGCCAUCAAACAGGAUUAAAAGGGUCCUGAGGGUGCAUAACUCCAUAGAAACGCUUGAAAGGUUUGAGAAGUACAGAGAGAUGGUAAAGAAGAUGGCCAAAGAGAGAUAUAUGAGGCAUCCAAGAAGCACAGUAGAUGGAAACGAGCUGUUGAGGUUCUAUGGCACAACGGUAGCCUGCUGCAGUGGCGAGUUGAAGCGAGUCUCUGAGCUUUGUAAGGCUCCAAAUUGUCAAGUUUGCAGGAUAAUUCAAUCAAACUUUUACACAGAAUAUAGCCUGAGCAAUGAGAUUCAACUGAGUACAAGUAGCGAAAAAUUCGGUGAAAAUAGCAUUACCAUCACAAGGAGGAACAAGAUAAAAAGGGCUGUAAUAGUUUGCAGGACAAUUGCAGGGAGCAUGGUUAAUAUGACAGACAAGGAAUAUGAAGAGUCUGAUUCAAUUGGAAGCCAAAAGCUGCUUUCCACUUCAGAAUAUUUGAUAGUGAGGAAUCCCUCUGCUGUACUUCCCUGUUUUGUCAUAGUUUUCACCUGAUAUGUAUUUGCUUGUAAGUUGGAAGCACAGCUCUUAUUUCCAUCAGUAGGCAUUAUGUAGCACAGAAAAGUUUAUCAAGUUUAGCU
Messenger RNA from Prunus avium (sweet cherry), 926 nucleotides. RefSeq lists its product as uncharacterized. NCBI's taxonomy places the organism in Eukaryota, Viridiplantae, Streptophyta, Magnoliopsida, Rosales, Rosaceae. The record is from RefSeq and is a predicted model, not a curated record.